CAAUGGGCGGCCGGCGCAGCUACUCCUUGAAUGAAGUGUGUUGUCGUUGCGGAGUGACUCCGGGAGCGGCGGGUGGCCGGACCCGGAUCAAAGCGGCGGGCGCCACGGGAGCGGGGCAGCCGAGGCGGAUCCGCCAGCCGGGGGCCCGGCCCGGCCCCAGCGGGGAGCAGGUGGCGGCGGCUCGCAGCCCGGCCCGAGCAUGUCCUAGCCCGCCCGGCACGAUGCGGAGCCGCCAGCGCCCGGGACCUGUCCUCUGCCUCCUGCUCCUGCUCCUGCUCUGCCGCCCGCAGCUCGCCGCCGCCCAGGCGGUGUGUGCGGGGACCCUGAACGGGCUGAGCGUGACAGGCGAUGCCCAGCACCAGUACCAGACGCUGUACAAGAUGUACAACAACUGCGAGAUCGUCAUGGGCAACCUGGAGAUUGUCCUGAUCGACCACAACCAGAACCUGUCCUUCCUGCAGACCAUCCGGGAAGUGACGGGUUACGUCCUGAUCGCUAUGAAUGUCUUCACGUACCUGCCCCUGGGGAACCUGCGCGUCAUCCGGGGCACGCAGCUCUACGAGGACAAACACGCCCUCUUCGUGCUGCUAAACUACCACACCAACGGCUCGCACGCCCUCCGCCAGGUGGGGUUCAACCAGCUCACGGAGAUCCUGGCGGGCGGGGUUGACAUCGAGAGGAACGAACAGCUGUGCCAUGUGGACACCAUCGAGUGGAGGGACAUCGUCCGGGACCCGCUGAUGGACCCAGUGGUUCGGCAGAAUGGCAGGAAGUGUGCCCCCUGCCAUGAGAGCUGCGAUGGACACUGCUGGGGCCCGAACCCAGAGGACUGCCAGAAAUUGACCAAGACCAUCUGCGCCCCCCAGUGCAACGGGCGCUGCUUCGGGCGUAACCCCAGCGAGUGCUGCCAUGACGAGUGUGCGGGGGGCUGCACCGGCCCCCGCCAGACUGAGUGCUUCGCCUGCCGCCACUUCAACGACAGUGGGGCCUGCGUCCCCCUGUGCCCGCAGCCGCUGAUCUACAACAAGCUCACCUUCCAGCUGGAGCCCAACCCCGACACCAAGUACCAGUACGGGGGCAUCUGUGUGGCCAGCUGCCCACAUAACUUUGUGGUGGAUCAGAGCUCCUGCGUGCGGGCCUGUCCGAAGGACAAGAUGGAGGUGGAGAAGAACGGCCUGAAGAUGUGUGAGCCGUGCCCUGGACUCUGCCCUAAAGCCUGCGAGGGGACGGGCACCGGGAACAAAUACCAGACGGUCGAUUCGAGCAACAUCGACAGGUUCGUCAACUGCACCAAGAUCCUGGGCAACCUGGACUUCCUCAUCACGGGGCUGAACGGGGACCCCUGGCACAACAUCUCGGCCUUGGAUCCGGAGAAGCUGAACGUUUUCCGGACGGUGCGGGAGAUCACGGGUUAUCUGAACAUCCAGUCGUGGCCCAAACACAUGUACAACUUCAGUGUCUUCUCCAACCUCGUCACCAUUGGGGGCCGGAGCCUGUACAACCGCGGCUUCUCCCUGCUGAUCAUGAAGAACCUGAACGUGACGUCGCUGGGGCUGCGCUCGCUGCGGGAGAUCAGCGCCGGGAAAGUGUACAUCACCGAGAACCGGCAGCUCUGCUACCUCCACACCGUCAACUGGGGGGCGCUGUCCCGCCGCAAGCCCGACCUGGAGAUCAAGGACAACAGGCCCCGGGCCAAGGCGAUCCGGGAAUAUGCCCGUGGGGGUGCGUGCUACCAGUGCCACCCGGAGUGCGAGAGGAUGGAGGGCAACCUGACCUGCAACGGCUCGGGUGCGGACGCCUGCGUGCGAUGUGCCCGGUACAAGGACGGGCCCCACUGCGUGGACAGCUGCCCCGAGGGCCUCCUGGGCGAGCAGGGGCCCAUCUACAAGUACCCGGACGCCCACCACGAGUGCCGCCCGUGCCACGAGAACUGCACACGGGGGUGCCUCGGGCCGCAGCUCCAGGACUGCGUCACAGAGCCCCUGCCCAUCGCCAGGAAAAGCCCCACGGUCAUAGCGGUGAUGGUCGUGAGCUGCCUCUUCAUCUCCUGCUCCUGCUUCCUCCUCAUCCUCCUCUACUGGCGCGGGAAGAAGAUCCAGAAGAAGCGGGCGAUGCGCCGCUACCUGGAGAGGGGAGAGAGCCUCGAGCCCCUGGACCCAAGCGAGAAAGCCAACAAGGUGCUGGCCCGGAUCUUCAAGGAGACGGAGCUGAGGAAGCUGAAGGCGCUGGGCUCAGGCGUGUUUGGGACGGUGCACAAGGGCGUCUGGAUCCCGGACGGCGACACCAUCAAGAUCCCCGUCAGCAUCAAGGUGAUAGAGGACCGGAGCGGCCGCCAGACCUUCCACGCCGUCACCGACCACAUGCUGGCCAUCGGCAGCCUGGAGCACGCCUACAUCGUGCGGUUGCUGGGCAUCUGCCCCGGGACGCAGCUGCAGCUGGUGACGCAGCUCCUGCCGCUGGGCUCGCUGCUCGACUACGUGCGCAAGAACAAGGACGCCAUCGGGCCGCAGCUGCUGCUCAACUGGUGCGUGCAGGUUGCCAAGGGCAUGUACUACUUGGAAGAGCAUCGCAUGGUCCAUCGGAACCUGGCCGCCCGCAACAUCCUGCUGAAGUCGCCCAAUCAGGUGCAGGUGGCGGAUUUCGGGAUUGCCGACCUGCUCUACCCCGACGACAAGAAAUACUUCUACAAUGAGAUCAAGACUCCGAUUAAAUGGAUGGCGCUGGAGAGCAUCCACUUUGGGAAGUACACGCACCAGAGCGACGUCUGGAGCUACGGUCAGUGCCCGUCGUGCGGGGGUCCCGGGCUGGGCGCCCGGCAGGCCCUGCGGGUCCGGCAGGAGUCGGUGGGCCGGACGGUGUCGGAGUCGUCGGAGGGCAGGGGCACAGCCUCGGAGGGCGAGCUGAUGGAGGAGCUCUCCCUGCCGAGCCUGCGCUCCCGGGGCGACAGUGCCUACCUCUCCCAGCGCGAGAGCUUCCCCCUGCCCGCGGGCACUGCCGACGGUGAGGACGACAUCAACGGCUACGUCCUGCCGGAUCACCACGGCCGAGAGCGAGCGGCCAGCGUUGCCCGGGCAGUGCGGGACGGGCCCCUGGGCCGCGCCUCGGAGCCGGAGGAGGAGGCGUACGAGUACAUGAACAGACGCCCCCCGCAGCCCCGGCCGGCCUCCCUGGAGGAGCUGGGCUACGAGUACAUGGACCUGGGCUCGGAGCGGAGCGCCUCCCUGGGCAGCGUGUUGAGCUCCCAGCUGCCCGUGGCCGGCUGGGAGGUGGCCGCGGCCGAGGAGGACUACGAAUACAUGAACAAGCAGCCCAAACUCAGCCAGUCCCUGAGCAGCGUGCUGAGCUCGCCGGGGGCCGGGCGGGACGACUACACCUGCAUGAGCGCGGCCGUCCCCCGGGGCUCCCCCGACGAGCAGGGCUACGAGGUAAUGGAGGCCAUCCUGGCUCCGGGGAGCGGGCCAUGCCUGGACUGCCAGAGCUCGCCCUGCCCCAAGAACGGCUUCAUGAAACCCCUGCGGAGCCUGGAAGCCUCGGACUGCGCCUUCGACAACCCCGACUACUGGCACAGCCGGCUGUUCGCCAAGGCGGACGCCCAGUGCACCUAGGGGGCAACGGGGGGGUGCCCGACCCGUCUGUCCCCGGGGGGCAGGGCCGUUGGACUCCGGCGCCUGCCCGCCCCUCGCCAAACGAGCCCAGCCGGGGGGCUGGGAGCGAACGUCCUGCCCCAGCCCCAGAGGGUAUUUACAGGGUGGGCAGAAAUGGCCAACGCUCCCUUAACGGGGCAGCGGGGGCCGGGGCCUGCCCCUGCGUCUGUGCCCAUUGCAUGCUGGAAUGCAGGCUGGUUCUGACAGCUGGGGGCAAUGCAUUGCCCCACUGUGAAAUCAAACCAGUCCGGGGGGACUACCCCCUCCACCGUUCCACCUCAGGAUCACAGACAUACGGACGCAGGACAGAUACCUACAUCUGGUGAGGUGGGCAGGGGAGUCAGGGGCUGCGUCCUCCCCUCCCCCGCAUGGGAAAAGCCUCAUGUACUGAGCUCCCAGAAUCGGGGCUGGGGGCGUAUGGGGCCCAGCCAUGGAUCAAGCACGUGGGGAGCAGCUGGAGGAGGGGGCUGCCUCAUUCCUCACCCCCCACCAAGCAAACAUGGGGGGGGGUGUCUGUUUACACCUGGAUAUGAAGAAUCCCGGAGUUGCUCCAGGCAAGGCCGUGGGGUGAAGUGAACAGAAGAGGGGGGCUGCUGGUUUGGGGUCUAGUGGGUAAAACGCUGGACUGGGAGCCAGAACUCCUGAGUUCUAUGUCCUAGACUCGCUGCUCUGGGCCUCAGUUUCCCCCUCUGGGCCAUGUAGGGAGUUAUAGACCUUUAUAAAGCGCUGGGAGAGCCCUGGGCAGACCUGCCCCAGCCUUCUCUCUCCUGCCCCCCUGCAAACCAGGGGUGACCCAAUGACUGCUGCCCCCCUCCCUUGCCGGGGCUGAGCUAAGCACCGCUUAGGAGCGGAGGCCGCAGCCGGGUGGAGAGAGUCGGUGGGUCGGGUUCUGUUCCGUUCAACCCGAUUUCCACUGGUGUAAGAAGCCCGGGGGCCGGAGUCUGAUCUCGAUCUCGAUCCCCCAGAGUUACUCCUGAUUCCCACCAAACCGGGGUGAUCAGAGCCUGCGCCUGGGGGUGAUCCCAGCCUGGGGCCCAAGAAAAGCAAGGCCAGCAGGCUCCAGCCCCGGACCUCCCCUCCUGUCACCCCACAGAAGCCGUGCCCGAUGAGAGGCGUGGGGAGCUAGUUACCGACGGGGGGUGGGGGGACGACCCCCCAAGCCUGUGGCGAAGAAAUGAAGUUGAUGUUUUUGCACUGAAUCUCGUGGCACGGUUCACUCCAUGUGCGAAGCUGGAGCAGGCUGGCCUGGCUCGCGGGUGCGCCCGUCUUUCCUCUCCUCCGACAAAGGCCUCCGUGUUUGUCCCGGGCCUGCGCUGUCUGUUGCGGGGUCUGGAUCCGCCAAAGGGCUGCUUUCCUCUGCAGGAAGCGGAGCGUGUGCCCUCCUCGUCACCCCCCCAAAUGAAGCAAGUGAGGGGCUCUGAAUUCUUCCCACGUGAGGCCAUGGGAUGUCAGUGCUUUUUACCUGGGGGACCCACAGCGAGUCUGAGCAGCCUUGGUUAAAGUGGUGGAAGGAGCGUUGUCUAGGGGUUAGAGCAGGGAGCGCGAGAGUCAGGAUUCCUGGGUUCUGGUCCCAGUUGCAGGAGGAAGGGGGUGUCUAGCGGUUAGAACAGGCUGUCUCCCUCCGCUCUCUGAGCUCUGGAAGGGGGAUUUCCCCCCAGCUCUCCCCCCCUUGCUCAGCCAGACGGUGCGGUGGGAGGGCGGGACAGACCAUACAUACUACCAACGUCUGACUAGAGCAGGGACCUGCCCGGGCCUUUGGAAGGGAGCAUGGGGCAGGUCUUCCCUCCCUGUUGCAGCCGGCUGAGCAGGGGGGAGCCAGCCCCAUUGCCUCGAACUGGCUGUGGAGAUCAGAGACCCUUCUGGGGUGUCCAGUGAGACCUUCGCCCCUCUGCUAGAGCCGUGGGGAAGCACCGACUCGUGAUCCGCCCCACGUAGGUGUGUGACGCGUCUCAGCCCUGCGCAUCUGGGCUAAGGAAUCCACACGGGCACCUUGCUAGUGAGCCUGGCACGGGGCCCCUGCCUGGCACACGUCUCAAAGCUGCCACUCUGCCCCCUGCUGGCAAGUGGCACUAACGCUGCAGAAAAAUGUUCUCACGUGGGAACGGUUUAUUGGAUUUCAGAAUGAGAAGCAGAAACAAGUCUGAGGUCUCCCCACCCGUCGUGUGCGUUAACCAGGCUGCGCGGCUCCAUCCGUUUGUAUUUGUUUUAAAUGCAGGAGCUGAUAGCCUGCUGGGCCCGGACUCCUGGGUUCUAAAACGGGAACAAUGAAUAGCAUGACAGGGUGAGGGGUUUGCUGUUUUCGUCCCAGCCUCUCCAAAGGAGAGAGAACUAAAGAACACACCAAAAGCCGCCUGGGGAGAGCUGAGCAUGGGGGCUGCACCUUCCUACUGAACUCAAAGGGGCUGAUCCCGGUUUUGCUUCCAACUGGACUAAUUCUAGUGAAAUCACCGGGUCCAAAUCCUCUUUGGGUUGUUUACACCUGUGCAAAGGGCAUGUAAACGUGGCAGCUCGCACUGGCAGCAUGCUGCAGGGAUGCAAGUGAGGACACAAGAGCAGGGGAAGAUCAGGUGCAAACUGAGCCAAUCCAAUUUGCUAGUUAGUCCUUUUAAAGAAGCACAUGCAAUGCCUCCAGUAGCCUGGAUCUUCCAGAAGACCCCCCUCCCCCCGUACAUUUUCAUAAAGGUUAACACUCUGGAAAGCAGGGAGUACUUUUUUUUUGGUCUCCUGUCCUUGUUUGCAUUGUCUUGCUGUGUGUCAGAACUGGUGGAAUGAAGGUUAAAAGAAAUCUCUGAGCUUUACAAUUGUACCUGUGGGACUCACCGCCGCAGGAUGAAAUAGCUUUGGUGUUUUGUUUUUGAAAGGAAUGAGACACUUACAGGAAUAGUAACACCAUUUGUAGUGACCCAAGCUAGGAUAAAAGUCCCAAGGUUCGAAGGGAAUAUGCAGAUCAGAAGGGAAUAUACUAUUAUUGCCUAGUUAGGCUCUGGUCUUGGAAGGAGAUGCAUAGAGUCGGACUCAUGUGUAGCAACUGGGGAUGUAUUUAUUAAUAUAGAGGCCCUGUCAAUACAUUUGCUCUGGCACGAGCUAGGCAAACAAACUGCAGUGUACUAUAGCCCGUGGCCAUGGUGAAUACAACAUCGGUGAAGUAAGGAAAUUGUACACCGGGGGCUGUGCUCUGCGACAGUGCAAGGCGGUCUCUGUGAGCAGCUAUGCCAACCUCAAGUAUUCAAAAAUCACAAACUCAGCUACAAAAUCCUGGUUUGUUUGUUUUUAAAUGAGUUUGGUUUGGGUUUGGUUUUUUUUUAAUUUGCCUUCUGGUUUCUGAGCCUUUAGGUCUCACAAGGAGUCGUGUUUUCAAGCUUUUCUGUGCAGCUACGAAGCCUAGAACCAUACUUUAUUUACUAUGAAGCUUUAAGAAAACACCAAAUGCAGAAACGUACACUGUGAGCAUUGGCAGCGCGAAGGAAGGGCCUUUCCACGCACAUCUCAUUGCCAGAUCGGGGCCAUACGUGUGUUGUUACAGGUGAGGGGGGACUGGUGUCUUCCUCUCAAGCGUUGGGCAUCCGUCACUCUCAGGGCUGGGCCGCCGGGUUUGGCUGGGCCCAUGAACCCCGCGUGGGAAGCCCUCGCCUACGCCGUCUCUCCGUUUUCUGUGCUUCCCAUCACUGAAGGAGUUUUAAUGUUUUUUUUAAAGACAAAAUAAAAGUGAAGCUGAUGAACAUGG
Messenger RNA from Chrysemys picta bellii (western painted turtle), 7368 nucleotides. Lineage: Eukaryota; Metazoa; Chordata; Testudines; Emydidae. The record is from RefSeq and is a predicted model, not a curated record.